This is a messenger RNA of Exaiptasia diaphana, 1096 nucleotides long. Its product is annotated as chymotrypsinogen A. The coding region runs from base 80 to 883 and encodes 267 amino acids. The transcript has 4 exons. Gene Ontology annotation, molecular function: serine-type endopeptidase activity. NCBI's taxonomy places the organism in Eukaryota, Metazoa, Cnidaria, Anthozoa, Actiniaria, Aiptasiidae. The record is from RefSeq and is a predicted model, not a curated record. Gene Ontology annotation, biological process: proteolysis.
GAUUCAAAAGAUAAAAGACCGGCGGCUAUAGUCCCACAGUCAAUACUAACUCAGUUUGGUUCGUUGUAUCAAGUCAAACAUGAAUUCGAUGAAGAAAUUUAGUCUCAUCAUGAGUGUGGCGCUUCUCUUGGCAGCUUCUGCACCAGCUGAAGAGCAUAUAAGACCAGCCUCAUCAAGCAAGCGAGUUGUUAAUGGAGAAAAUGCUGAUGCUCACGAAUGGCCAUGGCAAAUUUCCCUUGCAAGUGAUACUCAAUCGCACUUUUGUGGUGGGUCGAUCAUUGCACCCGACUGGGUGCUAACGGCCGCUCAUUGCGUAACAUCAAGGACGGCAAAAUCGUUAAUAAUAUUAGUUGGUGCGCAUGAGAGACAAAAAUUAACACAGCACCUAAAAGUUCAUUAUGCCAAGGAGAUAUACAUCCAUAAAAGCUACCAUCGUCGACAUCUAAGAGCAGAUGUCGCUCUUAUUCAUCUCCAAGAYAGUAUCGCGCUACACAAGCACGUAGCCGCAAUUCCUCUUCCUCGWCAAGGCGACAGGGUCAGUCCUGGUACAAAAUGCUUCGUGACAGGUUGGGGUCGCACGAACGCUCAUAGUACAACUGCGAAUGUUCUACAAGAAGCAGAUAUGACGAUUGGCCGUUCCACAGACUGUACGCAUUCGUUCAAGUCGUUUUAUGAUGAUAAUACGAUGCUAUGUGCGGGAUCCCAAGGAAAAGGCGGUUGUUAUGGAGAUAGCGGGGGACCAUUGGCAUGCUGGGAGAAUGGUCAGUGGUUUUUACGUGGUGUUACGAGUUUCGUGAUAACAGGCUGCCUCGUUGAUCGCCACACAGGAUUUGCCCGAGUUAGUACCUUUGUCGAUUGGAUCCAGGAAAAAAUGAAAAAUUAACCCCAAUAAGGGGGUUUAGUAGGGUUUUCUGAUAUAGCAGUUUGCAUUGCAUUGUGGUCUAGUUUCAGUAGAAACACCUUUUUUUUCAUGCUGCCAAAUAUGGCGUUGUUUGUACCGAAUCUAGAUAACAAUGCACCAUAAUUUUAUUUCAGAAAAAGUGUAUUACUGGAAAUAACCUUUUCAGAUUGAACAAAUAAAUUCAAACUGAUGUUU